Messenger RNA from Sphaeramia orbicularis (orbiculate cardinalfish), 1187 nucleotides. It is a transcript of the gene c5h1orf74, whose product is annotated as chromosome 5 C1orf74 homolog. NCBI's taxonomy places the organism in Eukaryota, Metazoa, Chordata, Actinopteri, Kurtiformes, Apogonidae. The transcript has a single exon. The record is from RefSeq and is a predicted model, not a curated record. Bases 301 to 1092 code for a protein of 263 amino acids.
GUGUCUUGGACUAACAACAAGGAAAACAAUGGACAUAAAUGACCUGAAAACUUUGACUAUAGACAUAUAACUCCACUUUUGUGUACAACAUUUUUUUCAUGUUGUUUCAUGCUUGAAAACAAAAAGUUACAAUUAGUAUCACCAUUCCUCCCCUCCUUGAUCCAUAAAUUUUGAGUUGCUUUUAAUUUAAUUUUAAUAUGACUAUUUUGUAAUUGUCUGGAACAGCAUCAGAAGCUUGUAACUGAAGUUAGUUUGGUGUGUUCGAGUGUUUGGACCUUGUGUCGUGUGAUUAAUGUAACCAUGUCCGCACAGGAGCUCUUUGUUACAGCAGCUCAUACAUUUCUGUCUGCAGGAAAGAAAUCCCUAUCUAUUCCUAAAAGUCUGGACCUUUUUGCUCAGGUUUUGGCUGUUGAUUUAGGACUGAAACCAUCUCUGCUCUAUGACAGUAACAGCGCCACGGCAGAGCAGGUGCAGCAGUAUCUGAGCUCACUGCAGUCUUCACAACUUGUGUCUAAAUCACUCCUCACACUGGACUUAAAUGGAAACACUCUUAUUGUUAACCCAGCUACAGUCAGAUUAAACAUAGAGCAGCUGCUUCAUGGUGACAGCGUAGCUGUGAUUGAUGUUUGCCACUCACUGGAGAAGCCCACCCUCUCUGAAACACUCAGAGGAGAGCUAAAGACGAUUGCACAAGAUGUACUGAUCCUCCUGAGAGGGUGUGAACAUCUGAGGGAGGCUGAAAAACCUCUGACUGCAGGAGACAAGUGUGAGGAGUGGAACCUGUGCACAGUCUUUGGUCUUUUACUGGGUUACCCUGUCACCUACUGGUUUGAUCAGAACAAGAGCUUUGAAAACUGCCUGUCUAUGACUCCCCUGUCGGUCACCACAGCUUCAGCCACAUGGCAGGUCAUGGGCGAGGGCCACAGGUGUCAUCUGUUCUCCUUCAGUAUCCCGGCUGAUUUGCUUGUGGACACGCAGUGCAACCUGAAAAACUGGAACGUUUGUCUUCAAGAGAGAUUUCAGCAGCAAAAUGUCCUAACAGAUCUUACUGUUUGUCAAACCCUGGUCACACUGCCCUCAGUCUGUUUAUGAUGCAAAGUGCAUUUUUUUUUUUUCUUUAAAAUAAACUUAUGAUGUAUGUGUAUUUACUUUAUUACUCCAUUAAAAACCAAGUGUAAAAACCUGUU